AUGGCAGCACGGUUAAUGAAAGAGUACAAAGUAUUACAGAAUGAAACAUUUGAAGAUAUAUUAUUAUUCCCAAAGGAUGAAUCAGACUUGUAUCAAUGGUGUGCUGUUAUAAAGGGUCCACCAGAUACACCAUAUGAAGGUGGUAACUUUGAACUCUCUAUUCAAGUACCUUCAAACUAUCCUCUUCAACCUCCAACCGUUAAAUUUAUCACUAAAGUAUUCCAUCCAAAUAUUCAUUUCAAGACAGGAGAAAUUUGUUUGGAUUUAUUAAAAACUUCAUGGUCAGCUGUUUAUACAUUACAGUCUGUUUGUAGAUCUAUUAUUGCACUUUUGGCACAUCCAGAGGCUGACAGUCCACUUAAUUGCGAUGCUGGUAAUUUAAUUAGAAAUGGAGAUCAAAAAGGACAUGAUUCUCUUGCAAAAAUGUACACUAGAAUUUAUUCUUAA
Molecule: messenger RNA, 447 nt
Organism: Cavenderia fasciculata
Lineage: Eukaryota; Evosea; Eumycetozoa; Acytosteliales; Cavenderiaceae
Gene: pex4
Product: putative ubiquitin-conjugating enzyme E2
Exons: 3
Coding region: 1-447 (148 amino acids)
Source: RefSeq, a predicted model, not a curated record